AUCGCCCGAACUUGUCGUUUCGCUUUUGCAUAUUCGUCGAUAAUAGUUUAUCUAUUAUCAAUUGAUUUGACAUCUGUCAAGUGAAUUGUUGAGGAUAAGGCAAUGCGGUUGACGGUAUUGCGCUGUGUAGAUGGAUUAAAUAUCAGAAAGGAAUUUGAUAAUUCCUCAUGUGUAUCAACUGUUGCGUAUAAGGUGUUUAUUGUGAUUCUGGGAAUGGAGCUACAAAAAAUAGAUUGUGGAUUUGUAAAUGGAAGAGGCCAUAUUUUCAAGAAGCAGGCUGAGAGUGAGAAGCAAGGAUAAAAGGACACUCUAGCCUGCAGGGUAUUUAUUUGAGGAAGCUGGAUUUCAUUUUUCUAUAAGGUAACUGCAGAAACAUGUGGCAGAUCUUAAUGCUGUGGAAUGCAGAGCUCACGUCUGUCAUCUGGCCAUUUAUAUUGGCUUUGCUGAUGUUUUUAGUGACUGUUGCUUAUUUCAAGUACUUAAAUCGUGAUACUCAUGUACAAAUUCAUGAUGCUUCUAAAAAGCACUAUUGGUCUUUUAAUCACCCACUUACUAAGUCUGGUUACUGCAGCAUUUGUGAAUCUCUCUUGUUGACCAAUCGCACUGCUGUUUGUGACUCAUGUGGAGUUUGUGCUAAUGUUGAAUGCGUGAAUCAAGCUAACAGAAAACUUAAAUGCAAAGCCAUUUCUCUGAAAGAAAAGGGACCAAUAAAACACCAUUGGGUGAAAGGAAACCUGCCAGCUGGUGCUGUGUGUGAUGUUUGUGAUGAUGAAUGUGGAUGUGGUCCAGGGCUUGUUGACUGGCAGUGCUGCUGGUGCCAACGAGCAGUACACACAGCAUGCAAACCACAGCUUGGACAGAUGUGUGAUUAUGGGCAGUUCAAAAACCUUGUCAUUCCACCCACUUCUGUGGUGCUGACUACUCGACAACACAAGCUGAGCCGAAAACUUUGCUUGCAAUCUGUUACUAAACCUGAGUGGAAUGACUGGACACCUCUGAUUGUUCUAGCUAAUCAGAAGUCUGGAAACAAAGAUGGUGGAAUGGUCCUGGCUUUGUUUCGUCACCUGUUAAACCCAGCACAGGUUAUUGACUUGGCUGAACAUUCACCAGAGGCAGCACUUGAGUGGUGUUGCUUCUUGAAUGAGAAGGGAAUUUCAACACGUUUGCUUGUUGCUGGUGGAGAUGGAACAAUAGGCUGGGUGCUGAAUGCUGUUGAAAAGAAGAACUUGAUAUGUGCUCCAGCACUAGCAAUAGUACCUCUUGGAACUGGAAAUGACCUCUCCCGAGUUCUAGGAUGGGGAAAGGAGCAGCCUAGUCCCUUGGAUCCAUCAGCUGUGCUUGAUGAAGUGCAGAAAGCUGAAAUUGCAAAGCUUGACAGGUGGAAAGUUGAAAUCAAGCCAGUUCGCCAUCUUGGGAUUAGACUACCAAUACGUCACAUCUUUAUGUACAACUACUUGAGCAUUGGAGUUGAUGCACAAAUAGCUCUUGACUUCCAUCGAACACGUGAAUCUCCAUAUUACUUGUUUGCCAGCAGAAUUUUCAAUAAGAUGUUAUAUCUUGGGUUUGGCACUCAACAAGCUGUAGGCAGAGACUGCCAUGAUCUGAAUAAGCGUGUAGAGCUGUAUUUGGAUGGUGUAAAAGCUGAUCUCCCAUCCAUAGAAUCUAUUGUUGUGAUGAACAUACCAUCAUGGGGUGCCGGUGUACAGCUGUGGACCAUGGGCACAGCAGAUGAAACAGUGCCUUCUCAGAACAUCAGUGAUGGUAAAUUGGAAGUCGUAGGAAUUUAUUCAUCUUUCCACAUUGCACAGCUACAAGUGGGCCUGUCUCAGCCAUAUAGAUUUGGCCAAGCAUCACAAGUUAAGAUAACUUUGAAAUCACCUGCACCUAUCCAGGUAGAUGGUGAGCCAUGGUUGCAGAAAACUUCAGAAAUAAACAUACAUUUUCAUAAUCAGGCCACUGUUCUUAAAUUGAAGGAAACGGUUGAUUAAGUAUUAUUUCAGGACCAUUGAUUGUGUUCUGUUGUUAUGCUAUAUGUUCCAAAAUAUUUUGUUUAAUUUUAUGUGGUUUUAAUAAUUUAAUUUUUACAACAUUUAUUUUUUAUUGGUUACAAAGAAGUUUCAGAACUGCUUUGCUUUUAUUGUUACACAUUGCUUUUAUAUUUGAUAUGUUUAUAUUUUGUAUUCAUCUUAAAUGCCUGUAACAACAAAAUAAUAAUACUAAGAUGUGCCUUGCCAUAAUUAUCUGCUGUAGCAUUGCUUGUACAAGUUUUAUAGUUAUGCAAAUGAGAAUCCAUGUAAAUGUUUAACUAGUAAGCUGCAAGAUAUUCAGGGAUUUACAACAAAUCAUCUGCCAGUACCAACACUUAACUGGUAAGGGCGAUUCUUUAACAGAUAUAUGAUUAUUAUGAAUUCCACUUAUGAAGAAAAUAAAACCUUUACAGUCAUACAUAAA
Messenger RNA from Schistocerca americana (American grasshopper), 2451 nucleotides. RefSeq names its product diacylglycerol kinase epsilon (gene Dgkepsilon). The coding region runs from base 375 to 1988 and encodes 537 amino acids. The record is from RefSeq and is a predicted model, not a curated record. NCBI's taxonomy places the organism in Eukaryota, Metazoa, Arthropoda, Insecta, Orthoptera, Acrididae. The transcript has 13 exons. Gene Ontology annotation, molecular function: ATP-dependent diacylglycerol kinase activity.